Molecule: messenger RNA, 4176 nt
Organism: Ictalurus furcatus (blue catfish)
Lineage: Eukaryota; Metazoa; Chordata; Actinopteri; Siluriformes; Ictaluridae
Gene: ptges3a
Product: prostaglandin E synthase 3a (cytosolic)
Exons: 8
Coding region: 200-679 (159 amino acids)
Biological process (GO): chaperone-mediated protein complex assembly; telomerase holoenzyme complex assembly; telomere maintenance via telomerase
Cellular component (GO): cytosol; nucleus
Molecular function (GO): Hsp90 protein binding; prostaglandin-E synthase activity; protein-folding chaperone binding
Source: RefSeq, a predicted model, not a curated record
CUGCGUCAUAGCGCGCGCACAGAGCCACGGCGGAGAGACACGCGAGGAGUCAGCAGGAGAUUUGCACUAGCGUCCGAUUACUGUUGCUAGCCGUUUAUUUUUGUGUGUGUGUGUAUCAGAUCCGACCUCAAGGCUGUUGUUUUUUUAAAUAUAGAUAUAUAUUAAAAAAAGUGUAAUUUUGCUGAAAGCUGAUCCCGACAUGCAGCCAUCAACUGCUAAGUGGUACGACAGACGGGACUCUGUCUUUAUUGAAUUCUGUGUAGAAGACAGCAAAGAUGUUGAGGUGAAAUUCAACAAAUCAAAGCUUAACUUCAGUUGUGUAGGGGGAGUCGAUAGCAUCAAAUAUCAUAAUGAAGUAGAACUAUUUGAGGCCAUCGACCCAAAUGAUUCAAAACACAAACGUACAGACAGGUCUGUGUACUGCUGUCUACGAAAAGCAGAACCUGGCAAGUCGUGGCCAAGGUUAACAAAAGACAAAGCAAAGUUCAAUUGGCUCAGCGUUGACUUCAAUAACUGGAAAGACUGGGAAGAUGAUUCAGAUGAAGAGUUGUCCAGCUAUGACCGAUUCUCAGAGAUGAUGAACAACAUGGGAGGGGAAGAUGAUCUGCCUGAAAUGGAUGGUGCAGAUGAUGAAGAAUCUGCAGAUAGCGACGACGAAAAGAUGCCAGAUCUUGAGUGAAGCUGCAAAGGACAUGCUGUGGCAGAAAACAAGGAUCGUUGUUUAACUGAUAUUUGACAAAAAAAAAAAGGGUAGUUGUGGGGGGUGAACAUUUAAUUAAAAAACACAGAUCAACACAACAAAAUACCUAAAUUGAAGCUGUUUUCCAGGCUCUGAGUUUCCCACCAGAGUAUACAUACCAUUGUGUUAAUGGCUGUCUUCAAGUCAUCAACACUGCUUUCUUUACCUUUUUAUUCUGCAUGGACAAAGUUCUCCAUGAUGUUUUGUGGAUUCUAGUUAUCGUCCAUUUACUUAACAGUGGCUGUGGGAGAGGAUGGUGCACACACACAGCGAGAGAGAGAGAGAUCGCCUUUCCCCAGUGUCAGUGAGGAAUCAUUAUAUUGCAUAUGCACAUUGUAAUUCCCAGUGAUUGGAAAAUUACAGUUUCCCCAUCCACAUUAGACCCCAUUACCCAAUUCCUGGUUGACAGAAAUCUUAUUUCAAUUUUUAUGUUAAUUCAAGUCUCAGUUUGUGUGUGUGUGUGUGGGAGUGAAGCAUUCUUCUUAGACGUCUGCUUUUUUUUCCAACUGCAAAUACUAGCCAAAACAUUUACUGGAUUUAAAUACAGCUACAUUCAAAAUGGAAGUUGCCUGUUGCGUUUUACUGGGAGACAUGUUUUGUUGGCACUCUAGAUAUUUUUUUUUUCCAUGAAAUAGGUUGAUGUGUAAAUGAAAUAUGUUCAAAGUGCAUAGUCCUGUCUGUACACAUGGCUUUCCCAAAUAAUUUCAAGUUAGUAAUCCUUUGUCACACUUGAACGUGUAGCAGGCAUUUGAGCACUGAUAUCUUCCAUUUAUGUGAAGUGAUCUAAUGUAAGCUUCACCGCUGUACAGAACAAAAGGGUAACUUAUCAAUAGCUGACCAAAUUGUGAUUGCACUCCUAAUAUCAAUGCAAGUGUGACUAAAAAUGUUUAUUGUGCUAACCUGCCACCACAGGUUGAGGAACUUAAGUUUGUUAAACGCAGUGGGGUUUUGUCUACAUAUUUUUAAUAAACUGUCUCUAAACAAUUGUUUCACACGUGUUGAGUAACCCAUGUAAGUCAAAUUUUACUGUUCACAUUUAUUGGCACCUUUAUCCAGUGCAGCUUAAAGGUGAGGAUAAUUCUCACAUUCUGGCAGCUGUCAAUUAAAGGAAAAAUCCACCCUCAACGACUUGCAUGUUAAUCUUUAUAAUGAACAUGUGACUUUAGUGUUGGCAAAGAUUAACUUUGUAAUGAAAUUACGAGUCAGGCAUGUUGGUCUUUUUUCUUUUUCUAAUUUAAGGGUUUCCUAUGUUACCCAUAAUGCUGUCUGCCUACCUGCUGAUAGUGAUGACAUUGGGAAUGGGCUGCUUGCACUCAGGGCUAUGACGUAUUCCCGUUUUGAAAUAACACGAAACUCACGUUUCCAGUAGCACUGUGUUUACAUUCAGUAAGACAGCAACGUCUAAUUUUUUCUUCUUUUUUUUUUUCUUUUUUAAAUAAAGGAGUCUUACAAUAAAGUUAGCCAAUGUUGGGCUAAUGUUAGCCUGUGUUUUUGUUUUUAUUAAUUGUUAUUUUCUUACCUUCAAAGUAGUUUAUGUAUGACUAAGCAUGUAGUCUAACACCUUUCUCCACCUUACUAAAAGAGGCUUUAUUACGUAUAUGAUGAACGUUAUUCGGUUUCAGAAAAUCCUGUAGACACCAGGUAUUAAUAGCAUCAUUGUCAUUAUAGAGGAUGAGCCUGAAGCAGAAGUAUUCGUGCAAGUAGCCCAGUACAUAGACUUGUAUAUAGAUGCCACUUUGGCCCAUUGCUGCGAUAUGCCACUGUGUCUGCCAUAUUGAUCCGGGCAAGACUGCUCUAUAAACAAAACAGAAGUAAACGGGGGAGCUGUGGAUUUUCUGGAUAAAAACCACAAUAACGUUUACAUUUCUUAAACGAUUUCAAUGGUUUAUGAUCUACGUGAAGUACAAAAAAAUUUGUGUCUCAAGUUCCUUACCAUCUCGAUAUUUAAACUUGGAAAAUUAUUCGUUGUCAAGGAAUUGUUAAAACUCGUGCUUAAAGCAUAUAUUUGGCUUAUUUUUCUUGGUUAAUAAAUACUGAGGUGUCCCUAAUAUAAUAUAAUGCAAUGUACAUGAAAUGUACAUAAAGUUGUUUUUUAUUAUUAUUAUUAUUAUUAUUAUUGUCGGGAAAAAAAUCCUAUCUUCUACCCCAUCUUUUAACUUUUCUUGUGCUCCAGGUCAGAAUUCUGUUAACAAAGCUCGUUUAUUUUUAAAUACUGAAAUAAAUCAAACAUGGAACCUAGGUGUUCACCUUUUGUUAGCGGGGGGGGGGGGGGGUGUUUUGUUUUUUCCUAGACGGAGGUCAGAUUGUUUCCCGCAGCAAUGCAGCAGCGCAUUAGUCUGUCCAGCUGCAUCACCUCAUCUGUACCCUCUGCCAAAACACAGGUUCCAAAGCUUCAACUUUCAUGCUAAUCUUGCAGUCAACACCAUCAUGUGAUCUUGGGUGUCACUGGAAAAUGGUAAGUAAGAAAAGAAACUCCUGCCUUUAAAUUUUUAAACAUUAACAGUGAAACUUGAAUGUUACUUAUCUUUGAUAGUGUUAAAAUUUGUUUUCUUCUUCCCCAGUGUAACUGCUAGCAACGGCCCUGUGACAUCAGAAUGGCUCACAACUGCAAACUUCUCACACGAAUAAUGAAAAUACAGCACCCACCUACAAAUUAGCAACAGAAUCACAUCACAAAUGGACUUUUCCUUCUUGGCAGAUAUUGAAAGGAAAACUCCAGUUUGUGUACCGUGUGCUCUGUAAAUGGGAGACGAAACAAAUAUGGUGGUCCACCAACGUCCAACGCAAAAAGCUCCACCUCUUGUGACUAUCUAGCUUUAAGCUAAAUUCCAGCAAAUUGAUGACGCAGAAUCCAAUUUAAAUGUAUAACUAAGCAGUUGAUGCAGAAAGGCCUUGUUCAAAAGGCCAAAGGUGGCUCUGAAAUGCUGAAACCUGGUGCACAUUUUAUCAGCAUGUGAUUAUAUAGGACUCUGAUUAGGUUAUGGUAACAGUGUUUAAUUUAAACUAUUACCCUCACUGUUAACAGAAAGGCUGCAUAUAUAGGGUUUACCAGUAUACACAUGCCUAAAAUGAAAUGCCUCGCCAAAAAGCCAGACAUGCAAGUCCAACAUGCAGUGUCUUGCUGACUUUCUCAGUAUGAAUGAAUCACUGAGCUGACUCAGGUCUCAAGUUUAGAUUUUUACUUCAUUUUUAAUUUUGAAGGUAAUCAAGUAUGAAUACUUUCAUAACUAAAUGAAUGCGAAUACAGAUAGUGGCAGAGUAAGAGGUAGUGUUUUUCUUCUUCUUUUUUUUUUUUGCAUGGCUUCUUUUUUAGACGAGAGGAAUGCAUUGAGAUGGAGAUACUGCUUGACACUACAAAGAUGUAACGACUUUCACUUUCAUGCAGGUGCAAGAGAGUGGACAGAAAUGCUCAAAGGACAAAAAAAAAAAAAAUAGAA